AUGAAGACCUCUUUCUCUACUGCUCUUACUGCUUUGAUUGCUGCUUUCGUCAUGACAGCUGAAGCUGCACCUGCUGCCUCCAAACUUCAAGCUCGUAGUUCCAUGUCGGGUGAUGCUACAUACUAUUCUGUUGGAAUGGGCUCUUGUGGCAAUACUAAUUCUGACAGCGAGAUGGUUGCUGCACUAUCAGAGAAGCUUAUGGGUACUGGUGCUGAUGGAUCCUAUUGUGGUAAAUCCAUCACCCUCAAGUCUAAAGGUGGCAAAUCAGUUACUGUCAAAGUUGUUGACUCAUGUCCCGGCUGUGGUGAAGGAGAUGUUGAUCUUAGUCCUUCUGCCUUCAAGAAGCUUGGUGCCUUGGAUGAAGGUGUCAUUCCCAUCACUUGGUCUCUCUAA
This is a messenger RNA of Mucor velutinosus, 393 nucleotides long. RefSeq names its product general transcription repressor. The record is from RefSeq and is a predicted model, not a curated record. The coding region runs from base 1 to 393 and encodes 130 amino acids. Lineage: Eukaryota; Fungi; Mucoromycota; Mucoromycetes; Mucorales; Mucoraceae. The transcript has a single exon.